CCUACAUUUGCCUGCCCGAGUUCGUCAACCUGGGUCCACCGUCGCUCGGAAUGGAACAAAACAAAACCUUCUUCGGACGUUUCUUCCUCUCCUAUACGAUGUGGUGUUUACUACAAAUGCACAUGAUCAGCGAGCGUAUGCCACUGUUAUCUCUUACCAAGUUACAGCUCGUCGCCAGCGCGGUAAGUGUUGCCAUUCUGUCAACGGGUGUCGAACUGCUAUAUGCGUGGUGGAUAGGAUUCCCCGUACCUUACACGAUCCACAUGAUGGCUGUGCCGUACGUGUCGCUCAUGUUCUUCGCGUUGGCCAUUGUUUGGUAUCCGCACGUGCGUCAGAACUUGAAACUCUUGUGGAAGAUUGCUGACGCCAUUUUGAUUUGCGUUUGCCAUGGGCUCGUCAUCAUAGGCUACCCGAUCUUCUACUAUGCAUUUCAGAAGAUAGACGACGAUAUUGCAAGAACAGCAUUUUCGAUGGUUCUACCGAUACUGAAGACCUUCUACAGAGGACUGUUCUACUACCUUUGUCAUUCAGCUAGUGGCCAACGAAUCGCGAUCACUGUUGUCUUCAAUGCUGACAUGGUCAACGCUCUAUUCGUAAACUUCUGUAUGCAAUACCAGCCUUCGUUCUUGACCACGGGCAGCCUCAUGGUUGCCAACGCGGUGCAAGUGAUGCUGAUGAUUCACGAUAUUGAUGUCGUUCGCAACCAAAUCGCGGAUACAGCGAAGAAGAUCGUUCAGUUGAGGAAAACUGAUAAACACGCUUCUGAGCUUCCUGGUGAUCGGAUCGCCACAUAUUACAUGCUACCUCGAGCAGCAGACAUUUUUCAUAGAUACACGUUUGAUACAAUGGAGGUCGAGAUCAUGCGUGCCGAGCAGUAUAAAGGCCCAAGUGCGACUGAUUGGAGCCAGGAGAGCGCAUUACCAGUGGUGCCAUUUAACAAUUCGGUCCCUGUGUUCAGCCCCAGAUCUAAAAGCAUGGUAGGCACGCUCUCAGAGCUCGAGCAGCUCGAGCGCAAAUACGCCAGUCUCGUCCGUAAACUCAU
Molecule: messenger RNA, 1042 nt
Organism: Phytophthora nicotianae INRA-310
Lineage: Eukaryota; Oomycota; Peronosporomycetes; Peronosporales; Peronosporaceae
Exons: 1
Source: RefSeq, a predicted model, not a curated record